AUGCAGCAACCGGCGGCACGGUCAUCACCCGCAUCGUCAACGAGGAGUAGCAAUGCCACUCCUACAGCCACUAUCGGCGCUGGCUCACAGGGAAUGACCGGUACGUCAAACCGACCCGGAAGCUCUGCAUCAACAGGAACGUCGCAGCCGAAUAGGCAGACGGCUUCACAGCCUGCACAGCCGGCACAGACUCCUCGGCCCCCUACGCCACAAAACGGCUACACAGUUGCCCAGAUCUUUCAAUUUCAAGAAUGGCAACCGCGCGAACAGGAUUUGCCGCCACGAUUGAAUGAGACCCAGCCGAUUAGUUUGUUUUGGUUUGCAGACAAACACCUCGCAAAGGCCGUUGCAGGCCUGCAGAAAGUCCGCGACAUAGAUUCGGAGAGCUUCAAACGCCGAAACGAGCGCGUCCACCGCGCCCAGUCUCUCCUUCUGGAGACAAUUUACCUAAUCUACACCGACAUGGACGAAGACAUGAAAGCGUCUCGUCAAUACCGUCGCCAACUGCCCGCGGAUGAUCAACGCGAGCUCGAGGGUGGGUUCUCCGAGAAUAUCCUCUUUGCCGCCCAGGCAUUGAGCCGCGGAUUCCGCAUUCGGGGGAUCGAGGAGUAUACGGCGGAGCUGUAUGAGCCAGCCCGACAGUUACAUUCUGCAAUAGAGAUGUUGCGAGCGGCAUUUACAAGACGGGCAUUGGCGUGUUCUAGCCCGCCGUAUUUUGAUUUGUACCCCGUUAUGAAGGAAUUUGAUACGGCGUGGACGCUAUUUGAGCAGAAGAUAUGCUUCUGCUACUUUUCGGUGACUUACGGGGGACGCGCGGGACGAGCGGAGGAGUUGGACAUGUUCCAGGUUUUGAUGUCCGAGACCAUCAUCCGCGCGGUACAUUGCGGCUACAUUACUUGGCCGCAGGUACAUACAUUCGAUCCCGUUGUCAUCUUUGCUGUGCCGCGUCUCUGUAUCGUCUCCGCCCUGCAUCACAUGCCCGAUUGCGUGAAUAUAACCGAUCCCGACCGCGGGCUUCGCUGGUUCAAAAACAAAGUCCCUCUCCUACAGCAGAUACAGAAAGAAUUGAGGAUGCUUGGAGAGGAGCAACUGUCGCUUCUAGAGAAGAUGCUCGCUGACUCGGACGCCGGGCACGAUGAUGCCGGGGGAGAGAAGGACGUUGUCGAGGUGCAAAUAUCGUCGGCCGCGGAAGGACGGGACGGGCCAUUGAGGGCCCUGAGUGCCGGCAGCUCGCAAUUGACGAUGGGCGGUGAGGCCGGCCAUGUUGCGCAGGCCGAAGGAAAGGAGUCUCACGCCGGACGCGACGGCACCGGAGCGUCUCAAAACGCGUCGCCGUUGGCGGACUCCGCAACCCAGACCGACUUCAAGAUAUCUCACGGUACUCAAACAUCGGACCUUCCGCUGCACAAGCUUCCCACAACUUCCACACCUCCACCCGCCGCAGCCACAAAAGCCGCCGUCCAGCCGCUCUUCCGCGACAUCUGCCGAGUGGCAGACGAUCUGCAGUCCGGUCCGCAAGCGCGCGACUUUGUCGGCAUCUUGCACAAGGUGUUCUCCAUGCACCAGGAAGAAAGUGAAGAAGCAAAAAAGGACGACAAGAAACGUUCGCAUCAUCACCAUCGUCACGGAUCGCAUGCGGGUGCUAGCGGUGCAGGGUCAAGCAGUGGUUCGAGGAGCGGUGGACUGACGGGUGGGAAGACCACCGUCGCCGGCGGUGGUGCGUCGUCGUCAUCGCAAGCAGCGGGACCGUCGUUUUCAUCUGCCGCAGGCCCGAGUGGAAGCGGUGCGAUGGCAGGUUUGACCGGGCGUCGAGCGAUGGAUGAUGCCGCCAACGCUGCUGCCACAGCUCUUGACCCUGCUCCUACCAGAAGCUCGAGUCGGGCCAAUCAACUCCCGCGGCCUUCGGCGACAGGUUCGGCGAGGGUUACUGCCACUCAAUAA
Messenger RNA from Fimicolochytrium jonesii, 1941 nucleotides. RefSeq lists its product as uncharacterized. Gene Ontology annotation, cellular component: early endosome membrane. The transcript has 3 exons. The record is from RefSeq and is a predicted model, not a curated record. Lineage: Eukaryota; Fungi; Chytridiomycota; Chytridiomycetes; Spizellomycetales; Powellomycetaceae. The coding region runs from base 1 to 1941 and encodes 646 amino acids.